Gekko japonicus is the source of this 1975-nucleotide messenger RNA. RefSeq names its product vasohibin 2 (gene VASH2). The coding region runs from base 343 to 1449 and encodes 368 amino acids. The record is from RefSeq and is a predicted model, not a curated record. The transcript is spliced from 9 exons. Gene Ontology annotation, biological process: regulation of angiogenesis. Gene Ontology annotation, cellular component: cytoplasm. NCBI's taxonomy places the organism in Eukaryota, Metazoa, Chordata, Lepidosauria, Squamata, Gekkonidae.
GGCGCUCCGAACGUCGGCGGCUGCCGGGUAACAUGGUUACAUGUCAGAGAGUAACACUUGAUCAUGGAACAUGGAAUAAGGCGAAAGCGAGCGAAUCCGCUGCAGCAGCAUCAGCCACAACCGCCUGGAGAGUCUCCGGUGCAAUGAAUUCCGUCGCGGCCAGAGUCUGUCUGCAAGAGGAGAGACCCGCCAGUGAUCUUCUGGGCUUCUGUUAGCAAGCAACUUCGGGUUGGCCUGAUUCCUUGGGCAGGAGACGGGAUGGAGAAGAUGGCGUGGCUGGGGUAUUGAACAGAACCGUGUUCCCCUGCUGUGUCUGGACUGUUUACUCCUGUGAAACUCACAAUGACAGGAUCCAGCUCCAAUGCUUCCCGCAGCCCCCACCCCAAAGGAGAGAAGGGGGGCCGCUCAAGGAGCACGCACGCUCGGCCCAGCAGUACAGCCAACAACGGGGGCUCGGAAGAGGAAGACAAAGAUGGAGGGGUGCUUUUCCUUGUCAACAAAAGUGGCUUCCCUCUUGAUGGGCAAACUUGGGAAAGGAUGUGGGGGCACGUGGCAAAAGUGCACCCCGCAGGCAGAGAGAUGGUAGCUGCCAUCAGGAACGCAGACUGCCUUCCAAAACCUUCAGUGCCAGCCGUGCCAAACUACAAGGCUUCCAUGACUAUCCCAGAAUGGCUUCAGGCAAUACAGAAUUACAUGAAGAUGCUGCAAUACAAUCACACAGGAACUCAAUUCUUUGAAAUUAGAAAAUCAAGACCUUUGAGUGGGUUGAUGGAAACAGCAAGAGAAAUGACCAGGGAAUCUUUACCUAUCAAAUGCCUUGAAGCAGUUAUCUUGGGGAUAUACUUAACCAACGGGCAACCUUCUGUGGAACGAUUCCCCAUCAGCUUUAAAUCCCACUUCUCAGGGAACAAUUUUCAUCAUGUGGUGCUUGGAAUUUAUUGCAAUGGCCGAUAUGGAUCACUGGGCAUGAGCAGAAGGUCUGAACUGAUGGACAAGCCUUUGAUCUACCGAACGCUGAGUGACCUCAUCUUUGAAUUUGAAGACUCCUAUAAAAAGCACUUGCACUCGGUAAAAAAAGUAAAAAUUGGAUUGUAUGUCCCUCAUGAGCCGCACAGCUUUCAGCCCAUCGAGUGGAAGCAGUUGGUGCUCAACGUGUCAAAGAUGAUGCGGUCAGAGAUCAGGAAGGAGUUGGAGAAAUAUGCCAGGGAUAUGAGAAUGAAGAUUUUGAAACCCGCAAGUGCCCAUUCUCCAGUCAAGCAGAGAUCACGAGGGAAGUCCCUGUCACCUCGAAGGAGACAAGCUAGCCCUCAGAGGCGAGCAUGCAGAAGAGACAAAUCGAGACACCUGGAUCCUAUUGAGCUGACUGGAAUCUUCAGGCCAGCUGUAAUGGAUAAGAAGGUGGGUGACUUCUCUACGCUGAACGAAGUAGGCUACCAGCUGCGCAUCUGACAGAAACACAGGCCAAACAAGGUGGCUUCCAGGGUGCUUCUGACCGCACUUUACCCUGUGUUCUGUGGACAUGAGUGGGGGAGGGAAGGGGUUGCAACUAUUUAUGAUGGACAUAAGGAUUUUGUUAAGUUUUUACCUAGAAACUAGGAAUCCUAGAAUUUGAUGGUAUUAUUAUUAUUAUUAUUAUUGUUUUUUAAAUCCAUGAAGUGGAAUCAAGAAAAAGGGAAAUUCAAACUUCUAUUCACCUCUGAUAAUGUUAUUAAUCUCUGUCCAGUUAAAAGGGGUGGUAAUGUGGCGUGGCUUGGUUUUGUUUGGAUUGAAAUCAUUGUUUCUAUAAUGGCUGUUUUUCAUUGGCUUAGAGCAUUGUGUGAUGUCUGUAGGAUUUAGGAACGGCGGUGAUGAAAGUAUAUUCCUCGGUAUUGUUCUCAAAAGGUGCUGGAGGGCAGCAGGUUGCAGGUCCGUGGCACAGUAUGAAGAGAACUUCUCUCGUGGAAAUCCCAUCAGAAAGUAAUGGGAUUUGCAAAAG